AGCCUUUCACGUUACUGUCAAGAAAUCGGCCACCCAUCCCAGUCCACUCCACUUAUCCUUCGUCUCCUCAUCGCUCAUCAAUGGCCGACACAUCUGCCGCCACUGUCCCCGCAGAGGUGCCCAAGGCCGAGCAGCCAGCGGAGAAGGUCGUCGACGACACUCCUGGCAUCAAGCUGUUCAUUGGCAACUUAAGCUACGAUGCCAAGGACGACGACCUUAAGAAGUUCAUGCUACAGGCCGUCCAAGAGGCCGACAUUCUCUCUCACGAAGUAAGAUUCCUCGGCGCGCGUCCUGCUGGCUUUGGUUUCGUCGCCGUUUCCACCGAUGUCGCCGAAAAGGCUAUCACUGAGCUAAACGGUGUGGAAUAUAUGGAGCGCAAGAUUGUCGUUGCAACCGCUUUGUCCGCGGAAGAGAAGGAGAAGAGGCGGAGUGACAAGAAGAUGCAGCGUCGCAUCGGUCGUCGUGGCUCUAAGGCUGUUACAGGCGAAGUCACCGAGGCUGAAGCUAAUGGUGACGUCGCAGCCACUGGCGCCGAGGGCGAGAACAAGCCCAGAAAGAAGAGAAAGAGUGUCAAAAAGUUCAAGAGGACCAAGAAAGCGUCUACGACGGGAGAGAAUGGUGCUCCCGCAGAAGGUCCCGAGGAUUCUGCUGCUCCAACCAGUGAAGGCGAGAAGAAGAAAGCGCCAAGGCCCAAGCGCACGCCGAAGCCGCGUCGUGCUCCGGGUGAAGAACCCAGCGGGGAGCCGUCUAAAACGACCUUGUUUGUUGCGAAUCUGCCUUUCUCGCUCGAUGAGGAAGGUCUUAAAAACAUCUUCAAGGACUUCAAUGUGCAAUCCGUGUCUAUUCCGCCCAAAGGCUUUUAUAAGAACCAACGGUCAAAUCAGCGGUUCAGGAACAAGGGUUUCGGCUUCGUUGUGUUUGCCGACGAAGAAAACCAGAAGAAGGCCUUGGAGAGAAGCCAGGUGGAGCCUUUUGAAGCAGAAGAUAAGAAACGAAAGGAUGAUGGAAAGGAGGGUGAAACUGAAAUCGUCAAGCGUAAGCUUGAAGUCAAAGUUGCCGUCGACCCUGUGCACAAGGAGAACGGUGCAGAAAAUGCGGCUGGCGAAGCCAGUGCGACCGAGGCUGCUCCGGCUGCGUGAUUACCGACCAUAUUAUGUCCAUGCCCGAAUGUCCCCCAUGAUUCCGUCCACCCGUCCACCUUUGUGAUUAGUUCUUUCGCUAGUACUGUUUGAUAGUCCAUGGGCUGCGCUCUUAGGCUCGUUUAAUCCGUUUGUUCGUUUCUGGCGAAUGUAACAAUCAUUCCUUUGAU
Messenger RNA from Fomitiporia mediterranea MF3/22, 1309 nucleotides. RefSeq lists its product as uncharacterized. Lineage: Eukaryota; Fungi; Basidiomycota; Agaricomycetes; Hymenochaetales; Hymenochaetaceae. Gene Ontology annotation, molecular function: mRNA binding. Gene Ontology annotation, cellular component: nucleus; ribonucleoprotein complex; cytoplasm. Bases 81 to 1139 code for a protein of 352 amino acids. The record is from RefSeq and is a predicted model, not a curated record. The transcript has 4 exons.